Scaptodrosophila lebanonensis is the source of this 1894-nucleotide messenger RNA. Its product is annotated as neuroguidin. Lineage: Eukaryota; Metazoa; Arthropoda; Insecta; Diptera; Drosophilidae. The record is from RefSeq and is a predicted model, not a curated record. The transcript has 4 exons. Bases 438 to 1457 code for a protein of 339 amino acids. Gene Ontology annotation, cellular component: small-subunit processome; nucleolus. Gene Ontology annotation, biological process: maturation of SSU-rRNA from tricistronic rRNA transcript (SSU-rRNA, 5.8S rRNA, LSU-rRNA).
AAGCAUUUUGUAUUAACUAAGCCAACGUGUAAACAUUAAAGCGCACAACAUAAUUACUAUAAGCAACUAUAACAAUUGUAAAUAUUAGAACGCCCCGUGUAUAAAAAACGAUCAGUUUGCUUUCUAUCUUUCGCACUCGUUUCGCCGCCGCCAAUUUGCGCGCUGCCGCCUGCCUCUGCUCGUGUAUGUGUGAGUGCCUUGAGCCCGCCUUCGCUCGUGCAUGUGUGUUCGCGUGUGCGUAUUAAUGAAUUAAGAAAAAAGUAAAAGAAAAUAUUCAAAACAAAAGUGAAAUUGACACGUGCAGCCCAGUUGCCGGCGACGUCUGCGUCAGCGUCUCUCCUCAGUUCGGCAGCGAUUUGAACAGUUUUCUUUGAUUUCUUGGAUAUUUGGCAUUUUAUUUAUUGCCCGCAAACAAAACCAACAACAAAAAACACAAAAUGGUGCAGGCUCUGGACUAUGACUGCGAGGUGCAGGGACAACAGGACAUUCCACAGGCCAUCCAGCUGCUCGGCGAGAUGAACAGCAAUGUGAAGCAGGUAACAGAUCUGGUCGAAGGAAUGCUGCAGCGCGUCAAGCGUGGGGAGCUGACCACAGAGUACGGUCUGAGCUUUCUAGAGGUCAAAUAUCACAUGCUGCUGGACUAUUUGAUUAAUCUGACGUAUGUAGUGUUGCGAAAAUGCUCUGGCGAGACCAUCGAGGGUGAUCCCUCCAUCGAACGCUUGAUAGAGAUACGCACCGUGCUCGAGAAGAUACGACCGAUAGACUACAAGUUGCGCUAUCAGAUUGACAAGCUGGUGAAAACAGCCACCACCGGUGUGUCCAGCAGCACAGAUCCCAUCCUCUACAAGCCCAAUCCGGAUGAGAUGUUGAGUGGGGCAGCCACUGGCGAGGAUGGCGACGAAUUGGAGCACUCACAAAGCGACAGCGACGAGGACGACGACGAUGAGGAGGACGAGGAUGAGGACGAUGAGGCAGCUGGUGCCAUAAAGAAACCCAAAAAGGCAGCAACGGCCGGCAAAACGGGUGUCUAUGUGCCACCGCGCAUCAAGCCCGUCUUUUACGAUGGGGAUGAGCGUGAGGCGGACAAGGAGAAGAAGGCUAUGGAGCGCGCUAAGAAGCGUGCAAUCACCUCGUCCAUGCUGCAAGACUUGAAGGAAGAGUUUUUGGAUGCACCCGCCGAGAUAUCUUCGGGAUCGCGGGCACAACAGAUGCUGUCGCAGGAACAGAAAGAGAAGCAGGAGUAUGAGGAGACCUAUUUGACGCGUCUUCCAGUAACCAAGGCGGAGAAACAUCGUCAGCGUCGCCUCACCACAUUGGGCACCCUGGGCGAUGAGAUACUGGGCGAGAUUAGCCGGGAGACGGCGCUGCGUGGCGAUGGUGGCAGCAAAAAACGCAAGUUGGGGAAAUCGCGUGGCAAGGGGAAGAAGCGGGGUGGCAAAAAGCGAAAGUUCAAUUAAUGGACAGCAGGCAGGACGGAUGUGUAGUGGCAGUGGAUGCUUCUACGAUCACGUCAUUAGAGUGGCCAAAACCUAUAGUUACAGUUUUUCUAUUAUGCUCUAUUUUGAUAUUAAACCAUUACUGUUUUUGAAAAUUAUUAUGGAACUUAAGCUUAUAUUUGAUUUGAUUUGAUUGCAGAUUUAUAGAUCUUACUGAUUAUAUUUUUAGUGUUAUGGCUUUGUUUUUGAAUUAACUGAUCAUUAAAGUUUAUUUUUGAGAAAGAAAAAACAACAAAUACUUUCUUUUAACACUCAUCGUUACAAACAACUUUCAUUUUAUUUAGGUUUUAUUUCCAUAAUUUACAUAGUAGCAGGCAAUCCAUGAACAACAUGCCUGCAAAUACCAAUUAUUAAAGAAUAUAUAUAUAAACCCAAUAAAUACAAAUAUGCGCAUUGUA